AUGUUACAUGAUAAACAAGUAUGUACAAUGUUCUUAACAAUAGGAUGCGUUGGACUAGACUGUCUAAAUGGAGGAACUGUUACAACAAAAGAUGGAAUCUGCCAUUGUAUUUGUGUUUCUGGAUUCUCAGGCUUAAAGUGUGAAUACGAAUUGAGAGAGAGUAUGUGGCCGAGCGGCCCAUACUAUCUGCCUAUGCCAAAAGGAGGAUGUCCAGAAACUAAAGCUCAAGGGUGGAAAAUAGGAUACCUCAACUUCACAACGGAACGGCCUUUUACAACUGAAACAUUCUACAAUAACGUCUCAAACACAAUGACUUCAUUGUUCAAUAUAACAUUUGAAGAAACAAAUAUACUAGGACCAUUUGGACUCUAUAAUUUGCAGAUGAACUUCUGUUUUAAGAGCGGAGAUCAUACUCUGACAAAAACAAACAGAUGGCCGAACUGGGAGAUCGAAGUAUUUUCUUCAAAUGAAGGAUGUCCAUUGGAAUUUGAAAAAGACGUGUUUGUCUCAUCGUUUCCACCGCUAUUAAUGUGGAAUGCUGAUGGAUAUAUUCCACAAGUUCAUAUCCGAAAGAUGUCUGGCGACAACACUACAGAAGUUACAUUUACCCUUUGCAAACGUAUCGUGGAUGACACUCCUGUUCUGUUGCACUGGGAUAUGCCUGUUUUAUUUAUAAAGCAACCGUUCACUAGAUGUAAUGAUAAUGGUCUACAGAGGGAUUAUUUCAUUUACGAAGAAAGGUAUCCGAUUGACGUAUCUGGAGUAUAUACAAACUACAGCAACCAAUCUCCUCUAGCAUUCUGCUUUUACAAACCAGUGAUUGUCGACAAAAACCUGAAUACGUGUGCAGGGUGUGAUUUAGGCGAAUAUGAUCAAAGCAGCGUUUUGUUCAAUACUGAAAAUACAAUAGAAGUGAAACAGUGUAUAAGUGGCCUCCUAUCGUAUUUCAAUUACGUACUGGUUACUACAAGAGAUUGUGUGGUCAUGACUUGGAUCCUUAUAGACGCUCGAAUGUCUGUUAUGGUGUCUGGAGUAUAUUUGUCAAAUCAUCAGCUUCUUACAUACAUGUCUAAAACGACAGUUUUCAUCGACAGAUUCAAAUGGGGAUUUUUGAACAACGGUGCACACGUAUGUAACUACGACAGAGUUCGGUCACUGUCACCUGAUGACCCUAGUGAUUAUUUAAAAUGCCAUCGAGCCUUUGAAGGGAGAUAUGUCAUUUUGCUGUCUCAGUGGGAUACCAUUUGGUUCUACUUUGGACAUGGUGAAGACCUAUCCCCAGCAAAUAUAGUUUUGACAAUUUUGCCACCUGGAGAAUUUGAUGUGUAUGGGCAGUUGCAUGCACCUUGUUUUACAGAGCUGGGAAUGCAGCAGCAAACAAUUCAAAAUUUUCAGAUAACAGCAUCGUCCUACGAGCCUGGUUAUCCUCCACACAAUGCAAGACCAGCCUCGGGUGGAUGGUGUGCUGCUUCAACAGACGAGAACCCUUAUAUCCAGGUCGAUCUUCUUUCUAUAACAAUCGUUGAUGGAGUUUCUGUCACAAACUGGGAUGAGAGACUGGAAUCGACAAAUAAGAAUACAUUUGACGCUGAAAUCAUUCCUUAUGGUAGCAGAGCGUUCAAAGUUUUGUUCGCUACUUCGUUAGAUCACAUGAUCACAUAUGGCCACCACGUAAGUUUUAAUAAAAAUAAACUAUCCUGUAAUAUCGUACAGUACAUAAACCUAACACGAUUUUAUUUCAUUAAUAAUUUCCCUUUGUAA
Molecule: messenger RNA, 1761 nt
Organism: Mercenaria mercenaria
Lineage: Eukaryota; Metazoa; Mollusca; Bivalvia; Venerida; Veneridae
Exons: 12
Coding region: 1-1761 (586 amino acids)
Source: RefSeq, a predicted model, not a curated record